AACAUCUGACAGACGGUCAGACAAGUUGUGUACUAUGGAAACUGUCACUUUAUGAUUUUUCCCCCCUUAUUCUUCAGUUUUUCAACUCUCAAGACAAUAGAUUUAUUUAUUUCAUCUGAAUAAAAUCACAUCACAUCUGCCAAGAUGGAUAAGUUUCGUAUGAUGUUUCAGUUCCUCCAAUCCAACCAGGAAUCUUUUAUGAAUGGGAUCUGUGGUAUCAUGGCACUAGCCAGUGCUCAGAUGUACUCUUCCUUUGAGUUCAGCUGCCCCUGUAUGCCUGAAUACAACUACACAUACGGGAUAGGACUGCUUGUCAUUCCCCCCAUAUGGUUCUUCAUGUUGGGUUUUGUGUUGAACAAUAAUGUGUCUGUGCUGGCAGAGGAGUGGAAGAGACCCACGGGGAAACGGAGUAAGGAUCCAACAAUCCUUCGCUACAUGUUCUGUUCAAUCACACAGAGAUCCUUGAUCGCACCUGCUGUGUGGGUGUCUGUCACUCUCAUGGAUGGGAAGAGCUUCCUCUGUGCUUUCAGCGUAAACCUGGAUCUCGACAGGUUUGGGAAUUACAGUGUGGUGAGGGGGAUGUCAGAGGUGGAGAGGCUAAGGAUGCUGGCAAGAAUUCCAUGCAAGGACUUGUUUGAGCAUCAGGAGAUAAGAGACGCAGCAUCACGAUACAUCAAGUGUAUAUCACAGGCAUGUGGAUGGAUGUUCCUGCUCAUGAUGACCUUGACAGCCUUCAUGAUCCGGGCCGUUCGACCAUGUUUCACUCAAGCCGCCUUCCUCAAGACAAAGUACUGGUCUCAUUACAUCGACAUUGAGCGCAAGAUGUUUGAUGAGACAUGCAAAGAGCAUGCCAAGAGUUUUGCCAAGGUUUGCAUCCAGCAGUACUUUGAGAACAUCAGCGGGGAGAUGCACAGCUUCCACAAACAUCGCUCCAGCAGGGACGACAGUGACGAUGAGGAUGAGGAAAAUAAGAAAAGUGAUGAAGAAAAGCUCCUGGGUAUCAGAGCUCAGGAUGAUAUGAACAAAGUUUUAUGGAACUGGCACACCUGUAAGCCGGCCCUGAGUCUGAGAAAGGACCAAAUAGAUGGACAAAACAAUGGUAAACUGAAUGGAGAGGUCAAUGGAGCAGCUAAUGGAUUUGUAAAGGGACACACCCAUGAGGUGGAGAAAAGGGAAUGGGCGGUGUACUACAGUAAGGUCUGAAGAGCUAAAAGGACAAAGACAUGCUUCGUUGGCUCUAUUUUCACUCUCAAUAAUCUGUUUCAGAGUUUCAGGAAUCAUUCUGUCAUAACCCAUGUCACUUUUAAUCAUUUUGUUAAAAGUAAGUUAGAAUAUCUUCUAUUGUGAUGAAGCUUAAUAACAAGUUUACUUCAAUUCAUACAACAUAUAAGUGACUGAAAAUGUAUGUUUGUGUAGUCUAUAGUUUGACUGAUGGUACAGUUCUUGAGAAUAACACCUACAAUAUGCAGAACGUGCUGGAUUGUCAACAUACUUCUGGUUCAAAUACAGAUCAGUUUACUUAAAAUGUCUGUAAAACUUGUUUCUCUUUUUGAAGAAACUCCCUCCUCUACAGGUCAUGAAUUAUUUAAAAACGCACUGCUGCUCUCUGAGGGACAGACUCGGAUCAGGUUCUUUCUUUAACGUCCUCUAUAAGGGAAACCUGUUUUCACAGGAAAAACUUCCAAAACAAGUUUUAAACAUCCAAAACAUUACAACGACACGUGUUAAGAAUUUUGAGACUUUUAGAGAUUUUUAGAUGGAUUUGAUUCAUGAAAUAGAAAGAGAUUUUGUGUUAUAAUAUAGAUUUCAGAACAUGACUGAUGUUUAUGUCAGAUGUAAUACUAAGCUGCAUUAUCCUGUACAUCAUAACAGAAUUUAAAUUAAACACCAGACAGUGACUGUGUUAGAUUUGAUAUGCUGUUGUUUAGGAUGUGUAAGAAGCAUUAUCAUAUUUAGGAGGGUGUUAUCAUUUCUUGACAGCAGCCACACUGAGAGACUGCCUGCAGUGUCUGCAGACAUUAUUUGUAUUUUAUUUUUAUUUUUAAGUUAUAUUUUUGGGCAUUAUGCCUUUAUUGAUAGGACAGCUGUAGAGAGACAGGAAGUGUGGGGAGUGGAGAGCGGGAAAGACAUGCGGGGAAAUGUCCUCUGUGACAAGGACUGUAGCCUCUGUAUGUUGGGCACUUAGACCGCCAGGACACCAACCCCCCAUUUAUAUUUUCUUUAAUUGGCCUAGUGAUUGCAGGCAUUGUCCGAUGCAGAUUAUUUCAAAAUUCCAUUAAUCUACCCAUAAUUAAUGUUAUUGAGUGUUUGUAUUGAUCUCAACUGCAGGCCCACCAUUCAUAGUCCCAAAGCAUGAAGUUUUAACAUUUCACAGGUCAUUUUGGUGAAGAAAAAAUCUGUAUGCAAUUCAAGCCCCUGCUGUUCCUCACUUUUAGCAAGACUGUCCUUUUUCACCAAUGGAAACCUGAAUCCCCAACAAUAAACAGUCCUGCUUUAGUUAACAUGCAUAUUUAUCCUGCUGCUACAUAUGUUUU
Molecule: messenger RNA, 2534 nt
Organism: Notolabrus celidotus (New Zealand spotty)
Lineage: Eukaryota; Metazoa; Chordata; Actinopteri; Labriformes; Labridae
Gene: calhm1b
Product: calcium homeostasis modulator protein 1
Exons: 3
Coding region: 145-1203 (352 amino acids)
Molecular function (GO): monoatomic cation channel activity
Source: RefSeq, a predicted model, not a curated record